GACUCUUUGCUUAUCUUGUGUAUAAUGUAAGGUUAGGUUUAAUAUUAACUGGGUAUCAUACUUUAUUAUUACGAUCAAACCUUCAAUAAGGAUAGUGAAUGAAAGGGACCUUUUCCAUUUAGUUUUAGAUAGCUUGGUCUUAAAUUUAAUCUUAUUAUUUUUGCAAAAUGGGAAAUAUGUCAGUAGUAACAGUAUUCACUCUGUCUGGGUUUGGAGACAUAACAGACUACAGGGUCCCUGUCUUCUCUGUCACUUUAUUGUGUUACUUUGUCAUUGUGCUAGUUAAUGUUACGGUCAUCAUGACUAUCGUCUUUAACAGAAUCUUUCAUGUGCCAAUGUAUAUCUUUCUUUGUAAUUUGUGCAUUAAUGGACUUUUUGGUACUGCAGGAUUCUACCCCAAAUUUCUGAUGGAUCUGCUGUCUCGUUUACAGGUCAUCUCCUAUGCAGCAUGUUUGUUUCAGGCUUUUGUCAUAUAUUCUUCUUUCUGCAUUGAUAUUUGUCUGCUAGCUGUGAUGGCCUAUGACAGGUUUGUAGCAAUAUGUAGACCACUGCAAUAUCACUCUGUCAUGACUAAGCAGUGGGUGGCACAGUUAGUCUCUUUCUCCUGGAUUGCUCCUUUUGGCCUUACAGCUGGUGCUAUUAUAUUUACUUUCCACCUGAGGUUGUGUGGCUCACACAUACAGAAACUCUACUGUGCUAAUUGGUUGGUUGCUAAAUUGUCAUGUGAUGCGACCAUUGCAUAUGUAACACUAUUCUUCUAUAUUCUUCUUGCCAUUUUUAUAUUUUGCUCUUACAUGCAGUUGAUCAGAUCAUGUUUUAAGUCCUUGGAAAACAGAGGAAAGUUCAUGAGUACUUGUUUGCCACAUUUAUUAGCAUUAUUUAACAUUUCAAUUGCUGGUCUAUUCGAUGUUAUGCAUAUGCGUUAUGGCUCAAACGAUUUGCCACAGAGCCUUCAAAACUUCUUGGCGGUUGAAAUUCUAAUAGGUCCUCCAUUAUUCAAACCCCUCAUUUAUGGUCUGACACUAACUCAAAUUCGCAAUAAAAUACUGUGUAGAUGUUUGAAAAGGAAAUAAUAGUGUGUUGAGUAUAUUGUUUAUAUGCAUAAAUGGUAGCUACUGUAAAAGGUGGGUCAUAGGGAAAUUAAACCUUAAAACAAAUAUAUAUAUUCUAGAGGUUGCAAAUUUGCUAAGCUGUGGCAUUGACUUUGGGGUUGACAGUUGUAUGUAGUCAGUAAGAAUGUUUUUUCAAAGGUUUGUUCAGAAAAACACAAUACUGAGUUAUAUCUUGGCCCAGUCCCACAAAAGUUACACAAUUCUUUUUAUUUUAAACAAAACUAGUGGUUUCAGGGAGAUAUGGAAGAAUGGGAAGUUUGUCAUUGCUGUAGCUCUGUUUGUUAACAUGAGUGAUCCAGUUAGU
Osmerus eperlanus (European smelt) is the source of this 1416-nucleotide messenger RNA. Its product is annotated as olfactory receptor 10H28-like. The coding region runs from base 168 to 1073 and encodes 301 amino acids. Gene Ontology annotation, cellular component: membrane. The transcript has 2 exons. NCBI's taxonomy places the organism in Eukaryota, Metazoa, Chordata, Actinopteri, Osmeriformes, Osmeridae. The record is from RefSeq and is a predicted model, not a curated record. Gene Ontology annotation, biological process: G protein-coupled receptor signaling pathway; detection of chemical stimulus involved in sensory perception of smell. Gene Ontology annotation, molecular function: olfactory receptor activity; odorant binding; G protein-coupled receptor activity.